Messenger RNA from Sardina pilchardus (European sardine), 1589 nucleotides. RefSeq names its product translocase of outer mitochondrial membrane 20b (gene tomm20b). Gene Ontology annotation, molecular function: transmembrane protein transporter activity. The transcript is spliced from 5 exons. The record is from RefSeq and is a predicted model, not a curated record. Gene Ontology annotation, cellular component: mitochondrial outer membrane translocase complex; mitochondrial outer membrane. Lineage: Eukaryota; Metazoa; Chordata; Actinopteri; Clupeiformes; Clupeidae. The coding region runs from base 182 to 619 and encodes 145 amino acids. Gene Ontology annotation, biological process: protein targeting; intracellular protein transport; protein import into mitochondrial matrix.
UGUCACCUCAAGGACAACGUAAAGCGAAUGGGGUCUUUUCGGACGGUGGAGGAGAACUCAGAUUGUCUGUCGGUCAUGUAACGUUAUUGUUACGGUAUCUAAAAUAAACCUUUUACCUCUCAUUUCUGCCUUGGUACCCCGCGUUACCAAGAGGCAACCGCCGGCUCUGGCUUCAGCUACAAUGAAUAGUAGAACAAGUGCAAUCGCCGCCGGCGUGUGCGGUGCGCUAUUCCUGGGUUACUGUAUCUACUUCGACAGGAAAAGAAGGAGUGACCCCAACUUCAGGCAAAAGCUUCGGGAACGAAGGAGAAACCAGAAGGCACAACAGGACCGAACUGGCCUAUCCAGGUUGCCGGACCUGAAAGAUGCUGAGGCUGUUCAGAAGUUCUUCCUGGAGGAGAUCCAGUUGGGAGAGGAGCUGCUGGCCCAAGGUGACUAUGAGAAGGGUGUGGACCACCUGACCAACGCCAUCGCCGUGUGCGGUCAGCCCCAGCAGCUGCUGCAGGUGCUCCAGCAGACGCUCCCGCCGCCCGUGUUCCAGAUGCUGCUCACCAAGCUGCCCACCAUCAGCCAGCGUAUCGUCAAUGCUCAGACCUCCCCUGAUGACGACGUGGAGUGAGAGACCGGAGGCGUCCGACCGAUUCAUAACCGUUAGUUUUUAAAUCCUCCCCAGCCCGCCCCGUAAUCUGUCACUGGCUCCAGAGAUCCUCACACAGUUUGUCAAUCCCGUCCAGAACGCGGGGCUCAUCCUCGCCCCCUAAAAGUGUAAAAAAUGACAGCCCCGUGGAGGCGAAACUCAAUCCAAGGGAAUAGGGAUGGUCACGUAAUGUGAUUUGCACUACGCUCCGCUCCAUCUUAAGCUCCUGAACUCCCGACAUGUAUUUUUUUCAUAUGGAUGUCCAUGGAUAUGUCUGUCUAUUGCUAAACAUUUUAGAAGAAUUUUUGUUUUUUCCGACACAAACUCCCGAGUGUCAGUCCCGAGAUUGUUACCGUUACAGCUCGUUUGAGUUGUAUGUUGUUACAGGUGCUGCCCUAUUCAAUAAGAGGUUUUGGCAUCGUGCUAUAUCAGGGUCUGUUAACUGUUGUGCGGGAGUCGUCAUUUAUUAAAAAAAGAAAACAAGACAGAGCUAGUAAAAUGAAGUCAAUUCUGCUAUUCUUCAGUCCAGUAACAUGAAACAUGCAGCAUCGAAGAGUGCAAGACUAUCUGCCAGACGCAUGAGGUUUGGGACUGACCAUCCCCCCCCCCCUCUGGUUGCCAGAUCAACUCGAUUUUUUUACCUCAACAGUUGUUUACAUCCUUUUUGUUAUAUCACUCCGUGACGACGACUACUAAUAAUAAUAUUAAGUACUGGUCAUUGCGGUGACAAAUAGGAACACAUCUGUGAAAAGGAACACAAAAAGACUCCACACUGGCCUCUUUGACCAGCUGUCUGUACUUAAGUUAUUUGUUCGAAAACAACGAGGCAGUUUCGUUAGUUUUCUUUUCUAUGGCAUGAAGGACUCUUUACUGUCGAUGGGUCAUGUUAAGGAAAGUUGCCCUGUUUUUAUUUUUACCAAAACAAAAACAAUAAAGAAGGAUUGAGCUGCAA